Molecule: messenger RNA, 2057 nt
Organism: Musa acuminata AAA Group (dessert banana)
Lineage: Eukaryota; Viridiplantae; Streptophyta; Magnoliopsida; Zingiberales; Musaceae
Product: transcription factor TGA2.2-like
Exons: 14
Coding region: 101-1855 (584 amino acids)
Biological process (GO): DNA-templated transcription; regulation of DNA-templated transcription
Molecular function (GO): DNA-binding transcription factor activity; sequence-specific DNA binding
Source: RefSeq, a predicted model, not a curated record
AAAAUCUGCAGACAAUCCCAAUAGGACAGGUACUAUGGAGGAACCCAAGAGUUGAUUAUAAUUACUAGUCACAGGAGGAAAGAAGAGUACCACAGUGUUCAUGGUCCAUCAGAUGAUUCAGCUAUAUAAAAAUACUACAAUCCUGGGGCCACUUUUGAAGGAAAACUGGGAAGAGCACUCCUUAUAUUCAACAAUCCUGGAAGGGAAGAGGGUUCGGCAAAUGCUUGUAGAGGCUCCAAAGAGUGUGAUAGAGCGAUAUAUGAAGUGUCCUGGAAGUUUCAGAAUGGUGCGAGAAGGCGAAGAAGAGGCAUGGAUGGCAACUCAUAGAAUUGGUGAAACUGGCCUUUCUGAUUCUGGACCUUCAACUCGAUCUGUUUCUUAUGGAGUUCAUGGCACCAGUCUUGCCGCAUCUAAUUUCUUUGACCAAGAAGGAGCUGCUUAUUUUGGGGAGUUGGAGGAGGCUCUCAUGCAGGGAGUAGAUGGCAUAAGAGAAAUUGAAGAUAGAAAGUCUUUUUUUGGACCCAGGCCUGCAACACUUGAGAUCUUCCCAUCGUGGCCAAUGAGAUUCCAGCAAACCCCUAGAGGGAAGGCACAUUCCGCAAGGAGCACUGAUUCAGGCUCAGCUCAAAACACUCCAUCUCAUCCAGGAUCAGACUCUACAUCUAGCAGAAAGGAGACGCUGAUGAUGAUGAUGACAAGUGGUGCCUCCAUGACAGGAACAACGCCAACUCUUCAACCCACAUCCCAAGACAAGCCUCAAACUACUGCAAAGUACGGACGGUUCACUGAAAAGCCAACCUAUAACAGUCGUAUAAUGCCAAAACGGAUCCCUAUAAGAGCUGCCUCUUUGUCCCUUUUUACUGUCAUAAACUCGAGAAAGAUGACUGAUUCAACUAUAGAGAAACAUGGAAAGCAACUUGAUGCCAAGACACUAAGGCGCCUAGCUCAAAAUCGAGAGGCAGCAAGAAAGAGCCGACUAAAGAAAAAGGCUUACGUCCAACAACUGGAGUCCAGCAGACUUAGACUUAAGCAGCUAGAGCAAGAACUCCAGAGAGCAAGAUCACAGGGUCUCUUUUUAGGAGUAGCAGGCAGUUCAAAUGAAGCUAUCAGUCCCGGCGCGGCGAUGUUUGACAUGGAACAUGCUCGAUGGCUGGACGAGAACUGCAAGCUCAUGUCGGAGCUUCGAGGGGCGUUGCAGGCUCACCUUCCUGAAGCCAGUUUUACAGUAAUUGUAGAUCAAUGCAUCAUGAACUACGAUGAGCUCUUCCAACUGAAAGCUGAAGUCGCGAAAUCCGACGUUUUCCACCUCUUGAGUGGAUCAUGGACGACACCAGCAGAGCGCUCUUUCUUGUGGAUGGGUGGAUUUAGGCCCUCUGAGCUUCUCCAGAUACUGAUCCCUCAGUUGGAUCCGUCGACGGAGCAACAGUUGAUCUACAACCUGAAGCAAUCGUCACAGCAGGCGGAGGAGGCUCUCUCACAGGGCCUUGAGCAGCUUCACCAGUCUUUGGCGGACACUGUUGCCGGUGGUCCUCUCAGCGAUGGCGUAUACGUCGGGAAUUAUAUGGGCCACAUGGUCCUUGCACUAGAGAAGCUUGCCCACCUCGAAGGAUUCGUCCGCCAGGCUGAUAACUUGAGGCAAGAGACGUUGCACCAAUUGCGUCGGAUCUUAACGAGCAGACAAGCAGCAAGAUGCUUCGUCGCAAUCGGAGAGUACUAUACCCGUCUACGUGCUCUCAGCUCCCUGUGGGCUUCUCGGCCUCGGCAGAACUUGAUUGGAGAUGACAGUGUUGGCUCUUCGACAACAGACCUGCAAAUUGUUCAUCCAUCAAUGCAAGAUCAUUUUUCAGGCUUCUGAAAUAAGUACUCCUGAAACAUAUAGCAUGCAUGUUGUAUUAUGAUUGAAUUCUCAUGCAUACAGAGACUUCAGCAGAAAAGGCAAGAGCGAGGUGCUUCGAAGCCUCCUUUGGCAUUUCUUGUUAUAUAUGGCUGUUGAACUGGAAUAACUGUUAGCGACAAAAAGGCACUAAAAGAAUUGAUAUGCAUGUUUUUUCUAGGUA